AUGGCGGAUCCGAAGCCAUUAUGCACACCCGCCGAGCUCAUGCUCAAGGUCAUUCUGGCCGGGACCCUCAGCCACUAUGAGACCCGCGGCCUGAUCGAUGACAAACGCCUUGAGCACAUGCUGGCUGCUGGAAAGCAAAUUCUCUACAAGACACACCAGGAGAGUGAGGUUCGACACAACCUAGGCAUGUCACCCGACAUCUGGCAAGGCCUCACCGAUGUCCUCACUAAAGCGAUCCCGGUCCUCGAAUCGCAAUCCUUUGCGUGGAAGAGUCCGGCUGCGACAUAUGAGCACUCAUCCUCAAACCUCAUUGCGUACAACUACUUCUCGCUGGUGAAAGAUAUCGAACGCCUCAAUGAUCUUUGCACGAUUGCGCGGAACCUACUCGCAACGACGAAGAAGGCGCAAAAUUUGGCUGCUGAGAAGGGCUUCGAUCAACGGAUUCUCGCAUUGAUUGACACAUGUGUGCGGGUUACAGCAAGAGGAUUCGAUGGUGAGACGAAUGCGCGGAAUGAAGAGCGCUGGCAGAAAGUCGUCAACCUUUACAAACGACUCCUGAUUACAUGUCUCCAGUACCUUCAUAACUUUAUCAUGCACAAUGAGCAGCGGAAAAUGGUUCUCUGGCUCGAUUUAUUCGGUUAUCAUUCGACAGCCGACACAAACAUCAUCAAGCCCAAGGAGCCAUUGGAUCAAACAGCUCGAUCAGAGGGCGUUGCGCCUGUUGUCAAGGUCGGAGAGCGUGUGAUAAACCCCCCGAUCCGGGCUCUGUACGACCAGACCGCGGAAGAUCUGCUGCUGGAAACCAUCGCUAAAUUCCCGCGCGAGCCCUCCACGAUCAAGGAAGAGGCUGCGAUGCUGCUUCUGGCAAACAUUAAAGAUCAUAUGGAGAAGAUCCUUGGCAAGGAUUUGACGGAUAUCCAGGAGAUGGGUAGAGACCCGGAGCAGAUCAAGUACAUUCGUGCCGCCCUGACUUCGAUCCUGGGUGCCAAGGUUGAUGGAUGGUCUGACCUUCAAGACCGUGCCCGGGAACUUCCGCCUGCCCUCCCAGAAGAAGAGGAACAUGAAUCCCCCAAGAAGAAAACAAUUCUCACGAUUGACCGUAGCAUGACUGCCGGCUUCCCCCGUCUGUGUUGGUCUGACCUGCCCGAGGCCAACGACUAUGCGUUGGACGCACCCGUGACGGAGGACGACACAAGUAUGACCCGAUCAGCUCAAUCUGCCGCCGAGACCCUGCAGGAGGCCAAAAAUGAGUUGAUGAGGCGUCUACAAGAUGGCGAUGCCGAUGCGGAUUAUGACACUGGCGAUGCUGGAACGGUGGGCGACGAGGACUCGCACAGUCUUGAAGGCCAUGCGGAUGGAAGUAUCGAAGGAGACGAAGAAGAUGACGGUGAAGAUAUUGACCGAGACGAUGACGGGGCCGACGUGGACGACGAGGAGGAUGACGAUGACUAUCGCGGUCGUCCCGGUGAUCAACAGCGUGGCCUGCUUACCGACAUUCCUCUUGUGCUGGGCCCGGCAGAGAUUGAAGCAUUGCCGAUGAUCAUCCAAGCAGGUAUCGUCGAUAGCUUUGGGCUCAAGGGUGGUGAGCGCAAUGGCUCCAAGAACAUGCAAGCCCUGCGGUGCCAUAUCCUUCUCACACAGGAGACUGGCCGCAACCUGCUCCGUGAGCUGCUGAUCUUUAUUGCGGCAUGGGAUCUCCCAGACGACGAACUCUAUUUCAAGAUGAUGGUUCAAAUUAUGGAAGCGGUUCUUCGGAAUGGUCUGAUGUCGCACGCCUACACGGAUUUCGGCCAACCGAAAGACAUCAUCUCGCCAGCCCAGGCAGUGGUGAUCAAGAUCCUGACACACAUUUUCCGCGCCAAGUAUUCUCCGGCUUCGGUGACGGGCUCUUCUCAGACCGGUGUCCCGCGAAUCCCAGCAUCACUCAGCCGUGUGGAUAUUCUCACCGUCCGAUACAUCUUCACCAUCUUCCGUGGUAACAUCAUUCCGGAGACCUGCGCCUUGAUUUAUCUGCAAGGCCAAAUCCGCGCCGGAAACGCCCUGCCUGAGGACUUCCCGCUCAACCUGUGGGACAUGGAGAGAGUCUACGAGGGAGUGUAUCAGUUCUUGGAAUUCUUCGCCGUCCUUACCGAGAACAACGACUGGAAGAACCUGUUGGUCAAGUGGGAGAUUGUCUACGACCUGGUCACGCUCAUCAAGGAGUUGGAAGCCAGCAUCCCCAAAGGCCAGUUUAACCAGCUCUCUUUCGGCUCUGUUCCUCCGCCUCCGCCUCCGCCGCGCAGCCACUCACCCGACGAUAACUCCACGCCUGCUUCCCCAGCUCCAGUGGCCGUUGAGCGACCCUACGACCCGAGCGAUCCUGACGCUCUCGACAACGAUGCCGGCAGCGGGGACUCUCGCCCAGAAUCCCCGCCAAUCACCGAGGACCCGUCUGAGUUUGAGUGGCGUAAUCUCAAGAAAUUGGUGGUUCUGGUCCUUUCAUCGCUGGUGUGGAAGUCCUUCGAAGUCCAGGAGCAGAUCCGGGGGUACGGUGGUAUCGAUGCGAUUCUCCUCUGCACCAACUUCGAUGCCCACAAUCCUUACAUCAAGGAGCAUGCCGUGAUGUGCCUCAAGUUUUUGCUGGAAGGGAAUGAAGAGAAUCAGAAGGAGGUUGAAAAGCUUCGGCCUGAGGAGGUUGCCAGGGACGAUAGUGGCAUACUGGAAAAGAGUGGUUACGAGGCUAUGAUUGACCAGACUGGCAAACUUGCCCUUCGGCCCAAGGGGUCACAGUAA
This is a messenger RNA of Penicillium cinerascens, 2772 nucleotides long. RefSeq names its product Ataxin-10 homo-association domain-containing protein. Lineage: Eukaryota; Fungi; Ascomycota; Eurotiomycetes; Eurotiales; Aspergillaceae. The coding region runs from base 1 to 2772 and encodes 923 amino acids. Gene Ontology annotation, cellular component: cytosol. The record is from RefSeq and is a predicted model, not a curated record. The transcript has 2 exons.